Suillus subaureus is the source of this 1727-nucleotide messenger RNA. Its product is annotated as choline kinase cytoplasm. The record is from RefSeq and is a predicted model, not a curated record. Gene Ontology annotation, cellular component: cytoplasm. Lineage: Eukaryota; Fungi; Basidiomycota; Agaricomycetes; Boletales; Suillaceae. Gene Ontology annotation, biological process: phosphatidylcholine biosynthetic process; phosphatidylethanolamine biosynthetic process. Gene Ontology annotation, molecular function: ethanolamine kinase activity; choline kinase activity. The transcript has 4 exons. The coding region runs from base 150 to 1499 and encodes 449 amino acids.
UCAAGGAGUGGCGGCGAUUGCCAUUAGUUCCGUGUUAUGGUCGUGUGCUCGCAGCCAAGGCUUGUGCCCGUCGAGCACUGAGUCCCCCUUGCGCCUACCGGUACCAUUUCUCUCAACCUAGACGGACGGUCAAGCAAUCCUAGUACACUAUGUGUGAGGCAACUGACAUGAUUGCAGACAGUGCUGCCGUUUCUCCUCCACUCACUGGUAUACGGUCAUCCUCGUCUUUGCGCAGUUUAGUGCUCAGUCCUUCGAAAUCCGUAUCCUUAUCUCAACCAAAGGUCACUAUUGAUGUUGAGUUUGUCGAUGGUUUAACAAACGUUAAGGCCAAAUUACAUGCAAGAUCUUACAAGUCGGUCGACUUUGCAAGAGACCUUCUUGCUAUUUUGGUGGCUCUGCGGGUCCCUGGUUGGCACAAGACGCAGGUAACCCCCGAGUCACUCUCCAUCCGCAAGGUCUCUGGUGCUCUUACCAAUACCAUCUUUUUUGUCUCUUGCCCUACCAUUGCUCUUGUUCCUACACUCUUGUUGCGCAUCUAUGGCCCAUCAUCCAGCUCUCUCGUCUCUCGUUCUCACGAGUUGCGCAUGCUUCACAUUCUCUCAUCUCGAUGCCAUUUUGGUCCUCGUGUAUAUGGUACAUUUACAAACGGUCGUAUUGAAGAGUACUUCGAGUCUGUCACGCUAGUUUCAUCAGACCUUCGUGACAGGAAGACUAGCCAAUGGAUAGCUUCGCGUAUGGCUGAACUCCAUUCUGUGGAGAUUAGUGUUGUAGAAGGUCCACUCACCGUCAGUGCUCUUGAAGGGAAGAGUUGGGAGAUCGGGGUCAAGAAAAAUGUUAAAGCGUGGAUGCCAGCUGCACGAAAGGUUUUGGGUCUCCACUGUAUAUCUGAGGCCACUCGUCAAACACUUAACAUCGACCGCUUCUAUGAACUUUGGAUGCGUUACUUACGCUGGGUCUCUCACGUUGAGAAGGUAGAGGGGGCAAGCCGACGUGUUUUCGCGCACAAUGAUACGCAGUAUGGCAACAUACUGAGGUUAACUAGCCCACUUCGUCAGGAUGCUCCCGAACACCACCAGAUUGUUGUGGUUGAUUUUGAAUACGCAUCGCCUAAUCCAGUUGCGUUCGAAAUUGCUAAUCACUUCCACGAGUGGACAGCUGACUAUCAUUCAUCAACACCGCAUUUUCUGGAUCCAAACCGGUAUCCGACAAUGGAAGAACGUCAAAAUUUCUAUCGGGCGUAUCUUGCACACUCGCGUCCCACUGCCACAUGCGCUUCCUCGGUUCCAACGUUGCGCUCAGAAGUAGAAGUUUCCCAGUUGGAACGUCAAGUGCGUAUUUGGAGUCCUGCCUCACACGGGAUGUGGACUGUAUGGGGUAUCGUACAAGCGCAGGACAGCCUGGAAAGAGGAGAAUUGGAACCAGAGUUUGACUACUUAGCUUAUGCGACAUGUCGUAUGGAAGGGUUCAUCAGAGAGCUAUCUGAACUUGGUGUUCGGUAGGGCUUUAGUUCCUCGUUCGCACCUCUAUCCCGACUACCAUAGAACCUGCAAUUUUUUGUGUUGUAGAAGCCUACCAUGUGCUGCGGCGAUGUUUACGCACGCUCCUCGAGGUCGUGUUUUGUACAACAUCCUCGCACAUCCAUUCAAGGACCGCUGUAGGCCCUCGGAUUAUUUAUUUUUAAGAGCCCUCUGGAAGUCUGAGAGCCCCUGACAUUAAUUUGUGUAUUC